AUGCACCUGCAGCUCGACGUCCCAUCACCCAACCGCGCUCUGUUCACUGGCUCUGUUCGGACUUUGUCGGUCAAACCCCGCUGGAGAGCCGCUCUGCGGGUUGAUAAAAGAGGAGAGUGGAGAGAAGAUAAUACGCACAGGGCAUUCUCAGCGAAGAUGUCUGAUCUGGCCGUGUUGUUGUUACUGCCUGUCCUGUGUAACAUCAUCAGGAACUGCGGCGCUGCAUCCUCAGUAUCCUACUUUAUCACUGAUGAUGUGCAGCUGACAUCUGAGUCUGUUUGUAUCUUUUGUGCAGGGAAGUGUGAGGACAGCCUGGCCACUCCUCUCCCCUACAGCUCCUUCACCAGUUCAUCAGUGCAUGCUCGAGACCAUGGAGCUGGUUACGCCAAACUCAAUCGGAAACAAGGUGCUGGAGGGUGGUCGCCCUCGGAUACAGACCGUUAUCAAUGGUUACAGGUGGACCUGGGUUCGAGGAAGCAAGUGGUUGCUAUAGCGACACAGGGUCGUUACAGUAGCUCUGAUUGGACUAGUAAAUACAUGCUGCUUUACAGUGACACACAGAAAAACUGGCGGCCUUAUUUACAGGAUGGAAACAUCUGGAUGUUUGAGGGGAACAUAAACAGUGAUGGUGUGGUUCGCCAUGAGCUGCAGCAUGCUAUUCUGGCUCGGUACAUCCGCUUCAUCCCUUGGGACUGGAACAGUGAGGGACGCAUCGGACUACGUUUGGAACUCUACGGCUGCUCAUACUGGGCAGAUGUGAUCAGUUUUGACGGCCAUGGCAUCAUCUCAUACCGCCUCAGAAGUAAAAAGAUGAAGAUUGUGAAGGAUGUAAUCUCUCUGAAGUUUAAAACCACGGCUAGAGAUGGGGUGCUGCUCAAUGGAGAGGGACAGCAGGGAGACUACAUUUCCCUGGAGCUCCGCAGGGCACGACUGCAGCUCAGCAUCAACCUGGGCAGUAACCAGUAUGGUUCCAUCCAGGGUCACACCUCUGUGACCAGUGGGAGCUUACUGGAUGAUGACCACUGGCACUCAGUUGUCAUAGAGCGUUACCGUAGGAAUGUCAACUUCACCCUGGAUCACCACGUUCAGCAGUUCAGGACCAAUGGAGAGUUUGACCACCUGGACCUGGACUAUGAGAUCAGUUUUGGAGGGCUGCCUAUAUCAGCGAAGCCAAGCUCAGGAGGCAGAGAUAACUUUGUGGGCUGCAUGGAGGGAAUCACCUACAAUGGAGACAACAUCACUAGCCUGGUCCGCAGGAACAAGGUGGACACCUCCAGCUUUCAGCGCAAUCUGACUUUCUCGUGUGCUGAGUCCAACUCCUUCCCUGUUUUCUUCAACUCCACAUCCUUCCUGCGGCUGCCGGGUCAGAGUGACAGCGACACUCUGUCAGUCAGUCUGUCUUUCAGGACGUGGAACCCCAACGGGCUGCUGAUGUUCACAACACUGGUUGAUGGUUGGGUGGAGGUGGGGCUGACCGAGGGCAAGAUCACAGUCUACAUGAAUGUGACGCAAAUGAAGAACAUACGUAUUGACAUCUCAUCAGGUUCAGGUCUGAAUGAUGGACAGUGGCACAGUGUCCAUCUGAAUGCACUGGAGAAUUAUGUUAUGCUCACAGUUGAUGGAGACGAGGCAUCCACAGUCAGAACAGUCAUCCCCUUCCAGAUCCAGACAGGAGGAACAUACUACUUUGGAGGCUACUUCCUGCACACUAACAUCCGGUCACAUCAGCGCUCCUUCCAGGGCUGCAUGCAGAUGAUCCACAUAGACGACCAUCUAGCUGACCUCAGGGCUGUGGAGCAGGGCCUCAUUGGAACCUUUGAGAAUGUCAGCCUGGAUAUGUGUGCCAUUAUAGACAGGUGUGUCCCUAACCACUGUGAGCAUGGUGGUCGCUGUUCACAGACGUGGAAUACAUUCAGCUGCGACUGUAGCAGCACUGGAUACACUGGAGCUACCUGCCAUACAUCAAUGUUUCAGCAGUCCUGUGAGGAGUAUAAACACCAGGGUAAGAGCUCAGGGAGCUACUGGAUCGACCCAGAUGGCAGUGGAUUGAUCAGCCCCUUCAGAGUCAACUGUGACAUGACAGAGGAAAACGUUUGGACCACACUGAAGAACAACCUGUCUCCUCAGACAUCAGUCACCACUGCAGACAAGGAGGGGAAGGCAGUGCUGCAGAUCACUUACAAUGUGACUGAUGAACAGGUGCUGUCAGUCACCAGCAGUGCAGAGAAGUGUGAACAGUAUGUAGCUUACGCCUGCAGAAUGUCUCGUCUGCUCAACUCUCCAGAUGGUGUUCCAUUUACCUGGUGGGUAGGAAGAGGCAAUGAGAGACAUUCUUACUGGGGGGGUUCAGGACCAGGGAUACAGAAGUGUUCCUGCGGUAUUGAACACAACUGCACUGACCCCAAACAUUACUGCAACUGUGAUGCUGAACUGCGCACCUGGAGGGAGGAUGCAGGCCUGCUGGUGUAUAAAGACCAUUUACCAGUCAGUCAGGUUGUGGUUGGUGAUACAAGCAGAGCUGGAUCUGAGGCCAAACUGACAAUAGGGCCACUCAGAUGCCAUGGAGACCGGAACUACUGGAAUGCAGCAUCCUUCACCAGUCCUGCCUCCUACCUCCACUUCCCUUCCUUUCGAGGAGAAACCAGCACUGACAUCUCUUUCUACUUUAAGACUUCCUCCACUCAUGGAGUCUUUCUAGAGAACCUGGGAACCACCAACUUCCUUCACAUUGAGCUCCAAGGAGGCUCCGUGGUCUCCUUCUCCUUCGAUGUGGGUAGUGAGCGGGUGGAGCUCAGCGUCCACUCGCCGGUUCCUCUGAAUGAUAACCAAUGGCAUCGUGUGGAAGCUGAGAAGAACAUCAAGGAGGCGGUGUUGCUGCUUAAUAGGCAGUACAGAGAGGUCAGACUCACCCCUUCACAGGGACACACAAAACUGGAAUUCUACAGUGAGCUAUAUGUUGGGGCUUCGGGUGGUCAGAGGGGGUUUCUGGGCUGCAUGAGAUCUCUGAAGAUCAAUGGUGUGACCUAUGAUCUGGAGGAGAGGGCAAAGGUGACUCCCGGGGUGAAUCCAGGCUGCAAGGGCCACUGCAGCAGCUACGGGAUGCACUGCAGGAAUGGAGGGAAGUGUGUGGAGCAAUACAAUGGAUACUCCUGUGACUGCUCUCUUACUGCAUAUGAUGGACCCUUCUGCACUGACGAUGUGGGUGGCUACUUUGAGACAGGAACCUAUGUGCGUUAUGACUUCUUGCCGGAGGCAGGACCUUUUGCGUCGCAGGAGGUGAAGAGCCUGUCAGGUGUUCCUAGUGAGGCCAACCUUACUCAGGAAGAGCUAGUGUUCAGCUUCAGCACUUCCAGUGCUCCCAGCAUCCUGGUCUACAUCAGCUCCAGGACUCAGGAUUACCUGGCUGUGGUCCUCAGGCACAAUGGCACUCUCCAGAUCCGCUACAGCCUUGGGGGACUAACGGAACCGUACAUCAUAGAUGUUGACCACCGCAACGUGGCCAACGGACAGCCACACUCUGUCAACAUAACCAGGAACUUAAGGGAGAUACGACUACAGCUGGAUCACUACCCAGUGUCCACAUACACCCUGCCCGAGGCCUCCGACACCAAGUUCAACUCGGUCAAAAGUAUCUUCCUGGGAAAGGUCUUUGAAACAGGACAGAUUGACCCCAUCCUGAUCACGCAGUAUAACACGCCAGGCUUUGUGGGCUGUCUGUCAAGAGUUCAGUUUAACAGCGUGGCACCGCUGAAGGCUGCACUGCGCUCUGGCCUGGCAGCACCCGUUAGCACCCAUGGGAUCCUGGUCCCAUCCAACUGUGGAGCCUCUCCCCUGACCAUCUCUCCCAUGGCCUCGGCUAGUGACCCCUGGCACAUAGAAGCUGCUGGAGCCGUGUUCCCCUUUAAUGAGGACAAGGCCAGUCGGGAUGGAGUGGAUCGCAACUCUGCCAUAAUUGGAGGUAUCAUCGCCAUGGUGAUCUUCAGUGUCUUGUGCAUCAUGGUGUUUGUAAUCCGUCACAUGUUCCGUCAUAAAGGCUCCUACCACACCAAUGAGGCCAAGGGAGCAGAGUCGGCAGAUUGUGCAGAUGCAGCAAUCAUCGUCAAUGACCCAGCCUUCACCGAAACAAUCGACGAGAGCAAGAAGGAGUGGUUCAUCUGA
Molecule: messenger RNA, 4158 nt
Organism: Scomber scombrus (Atlantic mackerel)
Lineage: Eukaryota; Metazoa; Chordata; Actinopteri; Scombriformes; Scombridae
Gene: cntnap2b
Product: contactin associated protein 2b
Exons: 27
Coding region: 1-4158 (1385 amino acids)
Source: RefSeq, a predicted model, not a curated record